This is a messenger RNA of Ricinus communis (castor bean), 2326 nucleotides long. Its product is annotated as sialidase. Bases 374 to 2116 code for a protein of 580 amino acids. Gene Ontology annotation, cellular component: cortical microtubule. The transcript is spliced from 5 exons. Gene Ontology annotation, biological process: cortical microtubule organization. Lineage: Eukaryota; Viridiplantae; Streptophyta; Magnoliopsida; Malpighiales; Euphorbiaceae. The record is from RefSeq and is a predicted model, not a curated record.
UUUGUAAAUAAGGAAAAGAAAGAGGAAAGCUCGUCUGUCAGAAUUACAAUUCCGAAUGCUGGGUUGCAAUAAACAAAACUCCACAACAACUAAGCACAGAUCUUAAAGCUGACACUUAACUACACUACACAGAGUCUACUCUCUUCGCCCCAUCUGAGAUCUAACUAAUAAUAAUAAUAAUGCUGGCUCUCUCUCUCUGACGUAAAAACGUAGAAACUAAAAGCUCUGGAUAACUUGCUUACUUACUGCUUAUAGCUUUGCAUCUACUGCACUGCAGCAGAUCUCAUCAUUCUAUUUUCUUUUUUAUUCAUUCUGAUACUCUUAGAGAUGCGGUUUGUUUCCAGCGUAACUAACUAAACUAACUAAAGCGACGAUGAGUAGUAGUGGUGGUAGUAGGAAUAACCAUCAUAGUCUGAGAGACUCUCUUAUCGGAGCCAGGAAUUUUCCGGCCGGAACUGGAUCGUUUUCUCACCGGCGCGGCCAUAGUUUGAACGGAUUCUCGUCUAAAGACACAACAACAGAUGAGAAUUUGGAUCUUUUCUCCAAGAAUCGCCGGAGUCUCUCCGUUGCCUCUUCUGAUGAAUCUUCCGAUGUAUCAAUGAAACUGGGGAGAGUUUCAGUUGGAUCAGCUAAAGUGGCGAAGAGCGGGAUCGAUGAUCUAUUAUCAUCUACAGAUGGAGGGAAGCAUGAUUACGACUGGCUUCUUACUCCUCCUGGAACUCCUCUUUUUCCAACAUCCGACGGCAGCGAUUCACAACCUACAUUGGUGGCGCCAAGAAGCCGUUCCUUGUCUAGAUCAGUUUCUACUACUAAAGCUUCAAGGCUUUCUGUUUCACAAUCAGAGAGCCAACAUUCUUCAAGACCAACUAGAAGCAGUUCAGUGACUCGCUCUUCUAUCUCAAAUUCACAAUAUAGUACCUAUUCAUCAAAUAGAUCCUCUUCAAUCCUAAAUACAAGCUCAGCUUCAGUUUCAUCUUACACCAGACCAUCCUCCCCAAUUACCAGGUCUCCAUCUACAGCACGGCCUUCCACACCAUCUUCCCGUCCAACAGCAUCACGAGCCUCAACUCCAUCUAGAGUUCGCCCAGCCCCUACCAGCUCUUUAGUUGACAAGAAUCGGCAAUCCCAAAGCUCAAGGCCUUCUACACCAAGCUCUAGGGCGCAAUUACCUGCAAACUCAAACUCAACUUCUACUCGAUCAAAUUCUCGUCCAUCUACUCCUACACAACGUAAUCCAGUAUCUUCUGUAUCGCCUGCAUCAGGUCCUUCUAUUUCUGCUGGGCGUGUUCCAUCAAAUGGCCGCAUUUCUGCACCAGCAUCACGACCAAGUUCCCCAGGCCCUCGAAUCCGACCUUCACAGCAGCCAGUUGUUCCUCCUGAUUUUCCCCUUGACACACCUCCAAACCUUAGAACGACUUUGCCGGACAGGCCAAUUUCUGCUGGUAGGUCCAGGCCAGGUGCUUCUACAACAAUAAAGGGGAGCCCAGAAACCACGGGCGCAACAAAUGUGCCAAGACGACAUUCAUCUCCCAUUGUAUCAAGGGGAAGACUUGCAGAGGCUCCUGGAAAGGGUCGUGCGCAUUCUAAUGGACAUGCUGCUGAUAUAUCUGAGCCUCGAAAGGUUUCACAUGUGUCAGAUCCAGGGAUGCGGAAACCUGUUAAGUCAUCAGUAACAACCACAGACAACAAUGGGUUUGGGAGGACAAUAUCUAAGAAGUCUCUGGAUAUGGCUAUCAGGCAUAUGGACAUAAGAACUGGCAAUGGAAGCACUCGGGCACUUUCAAGCACCACUCUUUUCCCUCAGAGCAUUCGAACUGCUACCAAAGCUCAAUCCGUCCGUCCUAUGAAUGCUCCAGAAUCCAACAACAAUGGAGGUAUUUUGGAGAAUGGACACCAUGUGAGCAGGCCUGUAGAAUAUGGAAGUGAAGUAAAUGAUGGACGAUACUCUGCAAAAUUGAGUGAAGUCGACAUCUAUGAAAGCUCCCGUUAUGAUGCAUUAUUACUUAAGGAGGAUCUAAAGAACACGAACUGGUUGCACAGCAUUGAUGAUAAAUCUGAUCAAGGGUCAAUCUUUGACAAUGGAUUUGAGCUGCCUGAACCAUUCACCUCCUUAUAACAUCUGAGAAGUGGAUUUAUUUAUUUUUUGUGAAGAUAUCUGAUUUUUAUUUUUUAUCAUAAAUUUAUUUUUUAAUCCUCUCCAAUUAUUUGUUUACUCGCAAAGAAUGAAAUAUAUCAACUGGUUUUAUCACUAAGAACUGAUAAGGUGAAGAGGCAGCGUGUUUGUUCUGCAAUGAAAUCAAUGAUUUCACUGUUGGCCUUUCUUGUA